Penicillium macrosclerotiorum is the source of this 1770-nucleotide messenger RNA. RefSeq names its product transcription factor domain-containing protein. Gene Ontology annotation, biological process: DNA-templated transcription. Gene Ontology annotation, cellular component: nucleus. The record is from RefSeq and is a predicted model, not a curated record. The transcript is spliced from 4 exons. The coding region runs from base 1 to 1770 and encodes 589 amino acids. Gene Ontology annotation, molecular function: zinc ion binding; DNA binding. Lineage: Eukaryota; Fungi; Ascomycota; Eurotiomycetes; Eurotiales; Aspergillaceae.
AUGGAGCGAUCAAUACAAGGCUACUUGGGCCCCACCAGCUUUGUCGCAGGGCUGGAAGAUGAUGGUUACUUGAUUUCCGACGCGGGCGAACAAUCGAGCCAAGAUGCGUCUGAGGGACUUGCCAUCUCCCCAAUCCCUUGGUGGAGAAUGAGGCUUGCAGAGGUCCUUCGAAGCCUUCAAAGCUUCUCUACCAUCAGACACCUGAUUCAAGAAUACUAUGCAGUGACACAAGCAGCUGUAAUCCCAUCUCCUGUGAUCCUCAAUGCCCUCGCGGAGAUUGAGAUCACUCUCUGUGAAAGUCUGCCCGCCGCAACAGACACCAUAGCCAACACACAAUUCAGCACACUGAGUACAUCUAUCGUUCAAAAUACGAGGAAAUCAUUCAAGAUCCCACCUUAUGUCACUGGCGCGUUGUUUCACAAAAGCUUCACAGGAUCACACCUCCGCUUGGAGAUUAUCGGAAUAAUCUGUGCUCUAGCGGGCCGGGCCAGCUAUUUCGGACUGUCUGGUAGCAGAACCUCGAAUUCAAAAUCCCAAAUUCGGUUUUCUCGCAAAAUGCUCGCUGCUUGCGAUUUUGCUUUGAAUACAUGUAAGAAUUUGACAGUUUUGAAUGACCUUACCCUAUGGCUUGUCCACGAAAAUCUCCUCCUAUCGAGUUUGGUGCUGGGCGAUUCCAGUUCAAUCACCUGGCAGCGCCUUGGGGAACUUGCAAAUGAUAUCUUUGAGCUGGGUGUACAUAGAGACACCGCUAGCGAAACACCACUGCCACUUCUUAUUCUGGAAUCCCGAAGGAGACUCUUCGCAGCAGCCUAUCAAUUCGACAAAAGCAUUGCGACUUUUCUCGGUCGACCGCCACGAAUCUCAUGGCGACAUUCAGAUUGCUCCCUCCCCCUCGACAUCCCAGAUCUUGCUCUAGCAGGGAACGCCGAAAUUUUGGAGACUGCUCAAACAUCUCUGGAUGCCAAUGGGUGGAAUACUAGAAAAGUCUACCAAAGAGCAACGUGGAUACGCUUAAGAUUUAUUAUAAGUACGUUUCGAGAAGAAAUCCUGGAGCUUUCUUUACAGAAGCCGAGUGAAGAAAGAACCGAUCAAUUGACUGCUGUCUCUCGUCGCUGCAAUCAGACAUGGGCUUCGCUGCCUGAACAUCUACAUUAUACACCGGAAUGUUGGGCGACCGACCUCCCUGCUAGUGUGAAAAUGAUGCUACUCAUUUCUUACAUGGCUUAUCUUUACAAUGAGUUUCUAGUACAGAACCUUCUGAGCAACGACUCGGAGGGCAUGAAUCCCGCCCAGCUCGACGUAAGCGCAACAAUUCUCUCCACCACUUUGACCUUAGGUAGGCAAUGGGAACGAUCAAUUGCCUCCCAGCGUGACUUCAGCUGGAUUAUUCUUCUCUAUGGGUUUUCUGCAGCCAGUGUGCUGAUUCGAGAAUUGCAAAAACAGGCCAAGACAGGUCAGCGGAUGUUGUAUUCGGGGUCUCAAGCCUCUCUCAUUCGCAACCUGAGUGUAUUCAUCUCGCAUAUGGAGUCCAUGGCACUUCCUGAUCAGACCAGUUCUUCUUUUUUCAAACGGGCAACAAUUAUUUUCUCUCGCAUUGUAGAUGAGAUUCUGGAACCACCAUUAAGGGUUUCUCUUGCCGAUGGAGAUAUUGAUACCACUUUAGCAGCCGAGCUCGAUGCUCCCUUUCUCUUAGAUCUGGAAGAGCUGGAGCUGCUGGAACUGCUUGAGAACAAAGAUUUCAGGGCUUCUUUUGACCAAGUGAUAUGUUAA